CGAAGUGGCCCGACGUGACCGCUGUGGCCUUCGUUUCCAUUCGGUAUAACCCUGGUUAACCUCACCCCUAAUCAUGCAACUGGUGCUAGUUGGAGGUCUGGGCAUUUGACCUUUGAAAUGGACUAAAAUCUAUCGAGACCGCCGCACUUGUGAUGAUGCACUUUUUCCUUCCCCCUACUCAACAGCAGCUAUGCAUGGCAAAGGCUUCAGACAUGUCCUUUCAUAGCGUAUAACUUCUGCUGCUUGGGAUAACUAACGAAGAAACUUCUUCAUUAGUCCCAUAACUUGCAUUUUCUUGCCGGAAACCCGGGCCCUCUCUGUUAUGUAUCCAGAGGGCAGAUAAUCUCACAUCAAUCGAGGAACCUUAUUUGAACAUUCAACUAGCUAUCCUUUACCACCUCUUGCUAAAUUCUGCCCUGUUCUAAUAACCAAACUUCUUUUGGGCUAUCGAACUCCAAAUCACGGCCGAUGUUCACCUUUGCACCAUGACAUAUCUGCAGAGAGUGAAGGACUGGAUCUCUUACGACGCGUUUCCGCUCGCACUUAGGCAACGUCGAAAGGGAUCCGAAAAGAUAGGAUUGGCGCCUUCAGGAGAGGAUGAUUCCCAUGUAGAGGCGAAUCGUAAAUUGCAUUUAUAUCAUCGUGUCCAUCGAUGGGAUCCAAACCUUGAAGACGAAUACCUCGAUGAAGUGAAAGAUGCGGCGAAUAGCUACGAUGGAAGUCCUACGAACAAGCGGAUGGUCCGACGUGUUCUAGAAAACUCGCCAUAUCCAGAGGUUCGGGCCGCCGUGCGAAACACUGACGAAGAUCUCCCCGUGGAUACUAUCCGCGCAUGGACAAUUGGUCUCUUUCUUACAACAGUUGGAGCUGGGCUCAAUUCUCUAUUUUCGCUCCGCGCGCCUUCUAUCGUAGUCAGCUCCAUGGUGGCACUGCUUCUCGCCCAUCCACUCGGCUUAGGAUGGACGAAAGUGAUGCCGAAUAAAAAGAUUAAGAUUUUUGGAUCCGAAUGGGAUCUUAAUCCUGGGCCGUUCAAUCUUAAAGAACACGCUUUGAUUGUAAUCAUGGCGAAUGCAUCGAUCGGAAAUGGGGUCGCGUACUUCACUGACACGGUUCAAGUACAAAUCGCAUUCUACAAUGCGGAUUUUGGCUGGUUAUGGAAUAUAUGUCUUGCAAUCAGCACCCAGAUGGUUGGAUUCGGCAUUGCGGGUCUCCUUCGCCGCAUUCUCGUCGAACCAGGAUCUAUGAUAUGGCCGCAAACCCUUGUCACCACAUCCUUUCUUUAUACUCUACAUGACGAUACUCCGCCGAAUCCAGCUACAACAAACGGCUGGCAAAUUUCCCGAUACCGAUAUUUCCUGUAUAUCUUUACAGGCGCUUUCGUGUGGUACUGGUUUCCCGGGUUUAUUGCACCGUUUUUAAGUGUAUUUGCCUUUGCCACAUGGAUCAAACCGAACGAUCCCCUUGUAAAUCAGCUAUUUGGAGGCUGGACUGGAAUUUCACUCUUUCCUAUUACUUUUGACUGGAGUCAAAUUGCAGGAUACGUUGGAAGUCCACUGAUUCCACCAUGGCACGCAAUCGGGAAUACGUUGAUUGGAACAACUGUCACCUACCUCAUCGUCGCUCCCAUCAUCCACUACACCAACUAUUGGUAUGGGCGGCAUAUACCCAUACAUGACUCUAGCAUAUAUGAUAACAGGGGCCACCUCUAUAAUGUUUCCAUGGUUUUAUCCGCGAAUAACACUUUUGACGUGCAAAAAUACAAGGAAUAUUCGCCAAUUUUCCUCCCAACAACAAUGGCUCUUACAUACGGGCUGCACUUUGCUGCGAUUGCCGCGUUGAUCGUGCACACAGCUCUUUUCCAUGGACAGCAAAUCUGGAUCAGGGCUAGGGAUGCCCGUGGAGAUUUGGAUGAUGUUCAUACUCGAAUGAUGCGGAAAUACGAACAGGUUCCAACCUGGUGGUACCUGGCGCUUCUCGGCGGCUGUCUCGCUCUGUGCUUCAUAACUUGCCUCGCUUGGCCUACACACUUACCCUGGUGGGCCCUUAUGAUUGCUCUCCUGAUUGCAAUCAUUUGGACGGUACCCAUUGGCAUCGUGCAAGGCUCAACUAACAUUCAAAUCGGAUUAAACGUCUUUACGGAGUAUAUCAUCGGAUACAUGCUCCCCGGCCGGCCGCUUGGGAUGAUGCUUUUUAAAACCUAUGGAUACAUCACCAUGGCACAGGCCCUCUCCUUUAUUCAGGAUUUAAAGAUCGGACAUUAUCUCAAAAUCAGGCCUCGCUCACUCUUCUGGGCACAGGUUAUUGCAACUUUUUGGUCCUGCUUUGUCCAACUCGCCGUUAUAAUUUGGGGUUUGGGUAACAUUGAGGGUGUUUGCGAACGAGACCAGCCUAACCGGUUCAUAUGCCCUGGCGGCAGAGUGUUCUUUGCGUCAUCGGUCUUGUGGGGUUUAAUUGGACCAGCACGAAUAUUCUCUGGCGAGGCAAUGUAUGCUGGUCUCCAGUAUUUCUGGGUAGCGGGUGCACUUGCUCCUAUAUUUUUCUACAUCCUUGCCCGAAUGUUCCCGCGAUCCAAAGUAAGAUUCGUCAACACGCCCAUUUUAUUUGGCGGCACUCUCAUGCUCCCACCGGCCACGCCUUUAAACUAUCUUGCAUGGGGUAUUGUUGGCUUCGGAUUUCAGAAAUACAUCCGCUAUCGGUUCACAGGAUGGUGGAUGCGAUUCAAUUAUAUCACGUCCGCUGCGCUUGAUACCGGUCUGGCAAUCUGUACCAUUGUCAUUAUAACGACCCUUCAGUUGCCAAACAUCAGCUUUCCGAGCUGGUGGGGGAACACAGCUGCACUGAAGACAAUGGAUCAAAUGGGGACAGCAAUCAUCGACCCAGUGCCACCAGGCGAGACUUUUGGCCCACGGUCUUGGUAG
Molecule: messenger RNA, 2918 nt
Organism: Coccidioides immitis RS
Lineage: Eukaryota; Fungi; Ascomycota; Eurotiomycetes; Onygenales; Onygenaceae
Product: OPT family small oligopeptide transporter
Exons: 7
Coding region: 486-2918 (810 amino acids)
Biological process (GO): transmembrane transport
Molecular function (GO): oligopeptide transmembrane transporter activity
Source: RefSeq, a predicted model, not a curated record